AUGCUUGCUGAAGAAAAUAAAAACACUGGAACAUCCGCCUUAGAAGUGCUUCGAAGGGCAACCAUCAAAAGGAGCCGAACAGAGGCCAUGACCCGAGACUCCAGCGAUGAGCACUGCGUUGAUAUCUCUUCUGUGGGCACACCUCUUGCCCGAGCCAGUAUCAAAAGCUCAAAGGUAGACGGGGCCUCCUAUUUCCGGCACAAGGAAAGACUUCUACGCAUCUCCGUUCGUCACAUGGUUAAGUCCCAGGUGUUUUACUGGGUUGUGCUGAGCGUUGUGGCACUCAAUACCGCCUGCGUGGCCAUCGUCCAUCACAACCAGCCCCAGUGGCUCACCCACCUCCUCUACUAUGCAGAAUUUCUGUUUCUGGGACUCUUCCUCCUAGAGAUGUCCCUGAAGAUGUAUGGCAUGGGGCCGCGCCUUUACUUUCACUCUUCAUUCAACUGCUUUGAUUUUGGGGUCACAGUGGGCAGUAUCUUUGAAGUGGUCUGGGCAAUCUUCAGACCUGGCACAUCUUUUGGAAUCAGUGUCUUGAGAGCUCUUCGGCUUCUAAGAAUAUUUAAAGUAACCAAGUAUUGGGCGUCCCUGCGGAAUUUGGUGGUCUCCUUGAUGAGCUCCAUGAAGUCUAUCAUCAGUUUACUCUUCCUCCUCUUCCUCUUCAUUGUUGUCUUUGCUCUCCUAGGAAUGCAGCUGUUUGGAGGCAGGUUUAACUUUAAUGACGGGACUCCUUCAGCAAAUUUUGAUACCUUCCCGGCAGCCAUUAUGACUGUAUUUCAGAUCCUGACAGGCGAGGACUGGAACGAGGUGAUGUACAAUGGGAUCCGCUCUCAGGGGGGCGUCAGCUCAGGCAUGUGGUCAGCCAUCUACUUCAUCGUGCUCACCUUGUUUGGGAACUACACCCUGCUGAAUGUGUUCUUGGCCAUUGCUGUGGACAAUUUGGCCAAUGCCCAGGAGCUGACCAAGGAUGAACAAGAGGAAGAAGAGGCCUUCAACCAGAAACACGCACUGCAGAAGGCCAAGGAGGUCAGCCCGAUGUCCGCACCCAACAUGCCUUCUAUCGAGCGGGAGCGGAGGCGCCGACACCACAUGUCGGUGUGGGAGCAGCGCACCAGCCAGCUGAGGAGGCACAUGCAGAUGUCCAGCCAGGAGGCCCUCAAUAAGGAGGAGGCCCCGCCGAUGAAUCCCCUGAACCCCCUCAACCCACUGAGCCCUCUCAACCCGCUCAACGCUCACCCCAGCCUUUACCGGAGACCCAGGGCCAUCGAGGGCCUGGCCCUAGGCUUGGGCCUGGAAAAGUGCGAGGAGGAGCGCAUCAGCCGUGGGGGGUCCCUCAAGGGGGACGGAGGGGACCUGUCUAGCACCCUGGACAACCAGAGGAGCCCCUUGUCCCUGGGCAGACGGGAGCCUCCGUGGCUGUCCAGGCCUUGUCACGGGAACUGUGACCCAACCCAGCAGGAGGCCGGGGGAGGAGAGGCCACCGUAACCUUCGAGGACAGGGCCAGGCACAGGCAGAGUCAGCGGCGCAGCCGGCAUCGCCGUGUCCGGACGGAAGGCAAGGAGUCUGCCUCGGCUUCCCGGAGCAGGUCUGUCAGCCAGGAGCGGAGUCUGGAUGAAGCUGGGCCUGCUGAUGCGGAGAAGGACCACGAGCCCAGGGGUAGCCACGGGGGCAAGGAGCCAACCAUCCAGGAAGAGCGAGCUCAGGAUUUGAGGAGGACUAACAGCCUGAUGGUGGCCAGAGGAUGUGGGCUGGCAGGAGCCCUUGAGGAGGCUGACACACACCCAGGGCUGCCGCACUCCGAGCUGGAUGCAAGGAAGGGCACAGCACUCACAGAGGAGCCAGAAGGCAGCAGCGAGCAAGCCCUGCUGGGGGACGUGCAACUGGACAUGGGCCGGGCCGUCAGCCAGAGCGAGCCUGACCUCUCCUGCAUCACAGCUGGCAAGGACAAGGCCACCACCGAGAGCACCAGUGUCGCUGUCUCCAUCCCUGACGUGGGCCCCUUGGUGGACUCGACAGUGGUGCAUAUUAGCAAUAAGACUGAUGGAGAAGCCAGUCCCCUGAAGGAGGCAGAGAUCAAAGAGGAUGAGGAGGAAGUAGAGAAGAAGAAGCAGAAGAAGGAGAAGCGUGAGACAGGCAAAGCCAUGGUGCCCCACAGCUCUAUGUUCAUCUUCAGCACCACCAACCCGAUCCGCAGGGCCUGCCACUACAUUGUGAACCUGCGCUACUUUGAGAUGUGCAUCCUCCUGGUGAUUGCAGCCAGCAGCAUCGCCCUGGCGGCAGAGGACCCUGUCCUGACCAACUCGGAGCGCAACAGGGUCCUGAGGUAUUUUGACUACGUUUUCACUGGCGUGUUCACCUUUGAGAUGGUCAUAAAGAUGAUCGACCAGGGCUUGAUCCUGCAGGACGGGUCCUACUUCCGAGACCUGUGGAACAUCCUGGACUUUGUGGUGGUGGUUGGUGCAUUGGUGGCCUUUGCUCUGGCGAAUGCCUUGGGAACCAACAAGGGGCGAGACAUCAAGACCAUCAAGUCCCUACGGGUGCUCCGAGUCCUGAGGCCAUUGAAAACCAUCAAGCGCCUGCCCAAGCUCAAGGCUGUCUUUGACUGUGUGGUGACUUCCUUGAAGAAUGUCUUCAACAUACUUAUUGUCUACAAGCUCUUCAUGUUCAUCUUUGCUGUCAUCGCAGUUCAACUCUUCAAGGGAAAAUUCUUUUAUUGCACAGACAGUUCGAAGGACACAGAGAAGGAGUGCAUAGGCAACUAUGUAGAUCAUGAGAAAAACAAGAUGGAGGUGAAGGGCCGGGAAUGGAAGCGCCAUGAAUUCCACUAUGACAACAUCAUCUGGGCCUUGUUGACCCUCUUCACAGUCUCUACAGGGGAAGGCUGGCCUCAAGUUCUGCAACAUUCCGUAGACGUAACAGAGGAAGACCGAGGCCCAAGCCGCAGCAACCGCAUGGAGAUGUCCAUCUUUUACGUGGUCUACUUUGUGGUCUUCCCUUUCUUCUUUGUCAAUAUCUUUGUGGCUCUCAUCAUCAUCACUUUCCAGGAGCAAGGGGACAAGAUGAUGGAGGAGUGCAGUCUGGAGAAGAAUGAGAGGGCAUGCAUCGACUUCGCCAUCAGCGCCAAACCUCUCACCCGCUACAUGCCACAGAACAGGCACACGUUCCAGUACCGUGUGUGGCACUUUGUGGUGUCCCCGUCCUUCGAGUACACCAUCAUGGCCAUGAUCGCCUUGAACACCGUCGUGCUGAUGAUGAAGUAUUACUCUGCUCCCUGCACCUACGAGCUGGCCCUAAAGUACCUGAAUAUCGCCUUCACCAUGGUGUUUUCCCUGGAGUGUGUCCUAAAGGUCAUCGCUUUUGGCUUCUUGAACUAUUUCCGAGACACCUGGAACAUCUUUGACUUCAUCACUGUGAUUGGCAGUAUCACAGAAAUUAUCCUGACAGACAGCAAGCUGGUGAACACCAGCGGCUUCAAUAUGAGCUUCCUGAAGCUCUUCCGAGCUGCCCGCCUCAUAAAGCUUCUGCGUCAGGGCUACACUAUCCGUAUUUUACUUUGGACCUUCGUGCAGUCCUUUAAGGCCCUCCCCUACGUCUGCCUUUUGAUUGCCAUGCUUUUCUUCAUUUAUGCCAUCAUCGGGAUGCAGGUAUUUGGAAAUAUAAAAUUAGAUGAGGAAAGUCACAUCAACCGGCACAACAACUUCCGGAGUUUCUUUGGGUCCCUGAUGCUUCUCUUCAGGAGUGCCACAGGUGAGGCCUGGCAGGAGAUCAUGCUGUCGUGCCUUGGGGAGAAAGGCUGUGAGCCCGACACCACUGCGCCGUCAGGACAGAGUGAGAAUGAGCGCUGCGGCACCGACCUGGCCUACGUUUACUUUGUGUCCUUCAUCUUCUUCUGCUCCUUCUUGAUGCUCAACCUGUUCGUGGCCGUCAUCAUGGACAACUUUGAGUACCUGACGCGGGACUCCUCCAUCCUGGGCCCUCACCACUUGGAUGAGUUUGUCCGCGUCUGGGCAGAGUACGACAGAGCCGCAUGUGGCCGCAUCCAUUACACUGAGAUGUAUGAAAUGCUGACUCUCAUGUCACCUCCGCUAGGCCUCGGCAAGAGAUGUCCCUCCAAAGUGGCAUAUAAGAGGUUGGUCUUGAUGAAUAUGCCGGUAGCUGAGGACAUGACAGUCCACUUCACCUCCACACUUAUGGCUCUAAUCCGUACAGCGCUGGACAUUAAAAUUGCCAAAGGCGGUGCAGACAGGCAGCAGUUAGACUCAGAGCUGCAGAAGGAGACCCUGGCCAUCUGGCCUCACCUGUCCCAGAAGAUGUUGGAUCUGCUUGUACCCAUGCCCAAAGCCUCUGACCUGACUGUGGGCAAAAUCUAUGCAGCAAUGAUGAUCAUGGACUACUACAAACAAAGUAAGGUGAAGAAGCAGAGGCAGCAGCUGGAGGAACAGAAAAAUGCACCCAUGUUCCAGCGCAUGGAGCCUUCAUCUCUGCCUCAGGAGAUCAUUGCUAAUGCCAAAGCACUGCCUUAUCUCCAGCAGGACUCCGUUUCAGGCCUGAGUGGCCGGAGUGGAUACCCUUCGAUGAGUCCACUCUCCCCUCAGGAAAUUUUCCAGUUGGCUUGCAUGGACCCAACCGAUGAUGGACAGUUCCAGGAGCAGCAGUCUCUGGAGCCAGAGGUUAGUGAAUUAAAAAGCGUGCAGCCCUCUAACCAUGGCAUCUACCUUCCUCCGGACACCCAGGAGCAUGCGGGAUCUGGGAGGGCAUCCUCUAUGCCACGUCUGACUGUGGAUCCCCAGGUGAUGACAGACCCAAGCUCCAUGAGGCGUUCAUUUUCCACCAUUCGGGAUAAGCGUUCAAACUCCUCAUGGCUAGAGGAGUUCUCCAUGGAACGGAGCAGUGAAAACACCUAUAAGUCGCGCCGCCGGAGUUACCACUCCUCCCUGCGGCUGUCAGCCCAUCGCCUGAACUCUGACUCAGGCCAUAAGUCCGAUGCCCACCGUUCAGGGGGCAGGGAGCGGGGACGAUCAAAAGAGCGAAAACAUCUCCUCUCUCCUGACGUCUCACGCUGCAAUUCAGAGGAGCGAGGGACCCAGGCUGACUGGGAGUCCCCAGAGCGCCAGCAGUCCAGGUCACCCAGCGAGGGCAGAUCACAGACCCCAAACAGACAGGGCACAGGCUCCCUGAGUGAGAGCUCCAUCCCCUCCAUCUCUGACACCAGCACCCCAAGACGCAGUCGUCGGCAGCUCCCCCCUGUCCCACCAAAGCCUCGGCCCCUCCUUUCCUACAGCUCCCUGAUGCGACACGCUGGCAGCAUCUCUCCACCCGCUGAUGGAAGUGAGGGGGGCUCCCCCCUGACCUCCCAAGUCCUGGAAAGCCACAGCGCUUGCCUGACCGAGUCUUCCAACUCCCCACACCCCCAGCAGGGCCAGCAGCCUUCCCCACAGCGCUACAUCUCCGAGCCCUACCUGGCCCUGCAUGAAGACUCCCACGCCUCGGACUGUGGCGAGGAGGAGACGCUCACCUUUGAAGCAGCCGUGGCUACCAGCCUGGGCCGCUCCAACACCAUCGGCUCGGCCCCACCCCUGCGGCACAGCUGGCAGAUGCCCAACGGGCACUAUCGGCGGCGGAGGCGUGGGGGGCCUGGGCCAGGCAUGAUGUGUGGGGCUGUCAGCGACCUCCUAAGUGACACGGAAGAAGAUGACAAAUGCUAGAGGCUGCUCCCCCCUCCGAUGCAUGCUCUCUCACACGGAGAAAACCAAGACCGAAUUGGGAAGCCGGUGCGGCCCGGGGGGGAGGAAAAGGGGGAAGGAAGGCGGAGGACACCGUGUGUCACUGGAGACUCGGAAGUGAAAGACAAUCAGAAAACCAGUCAGACCACCAAACUGCUUCAUUCCCCUUUGCAAGAUGGGCACUGCCAUAGUUCUGCCUCUUUGCUGGGGAAAGAAAACACAGGAGCGUGGGUGUUAUUCCCAAGGUAGAAGGGACACGAGGACAGCUCUGCUAGCCCUUGCCCCUUCCCAUUUUUCUAAAUGCUAUGGAGGGACCUAGCCGGCCUGUGUCUACGCUCAUUGCCCUGAGAAGCCUGGAAGACUUUCUGGCUCUUACCUGGGGAGUAGUGGAGACCACAGGAGAGGAAUCUCCUCCCUCACCAGCUCUCAUGCCUCAGCCAGCACCACUGCCACCCGGGCAACUGCAGCAGCAUGCGUUAUCCUGUGGCUUACUUUCCCCAAAGAGGUGCAGGCUAAGCCACGAGCAUUGGAUGCCAAGGGGAGGGAGGGGCAGGCUGAAGUGGAAGGGGUCAGGGCGCUGUGGCCACAGCAGAAAGGGCUGGUCUAGGUGAGAAAAGCCAUAGCCCAGCGGCCCCCACCGUGAGGGAGAGGGUCCAAGCAAAAGAAGCGAUGGUGCUGGGGUGGGGGACAGCCCCCUUUCCUUGAGGCCUGUCGCCUGCACAGUAGGUGCUGUGUCACUUAGGGUAGGUAAGGAGAUCUUCCAGGGUCCACUGGGUGCCUGAGGCUGUGGUAAGGGUGAUAGUAAAAGUCCUCAACAGCCCUUAUGGCCAAGGCACCAACCUUGUGGAGCUCAGCCACAGUGCUGGUGCCCAUGCUGUCCCAGGCAUUGGCCCAUUAGUCGUGGGGAAACCCUCAGAGGGUGGAGGCAGGAGACACCUCAGGAACUCAAGGCAGAGUCUGCUUUCCAGCCAGUAUAGAAGCAAUUCAGUAUGCGAACAGUGCUAUAGCCGUACCAGCACAUCCUGGCUGAAGUCAGCCCACACUCUGGUCCGGGAGGCAGUGGGCCUCUCUGCCAAGCCCAGCGAGGCUACAUGCCAGAGGCCCAGCCUUCCCUGCCACUCACCUGAGAGGGCAGGACACACAUAUCCAAGUGGGCCACCCCUCAUCGGGCAGGAGCUUCCUUAAGGAUGGGAAAGGCUGAUAGACAGAAAACAAGAGAAGCUUCAGUGAAAGACUCUGAACUUCCUGAGGACCUCUCAGGAGGAGGGACCAUUGGGUCUGCAGCUUCUGCAGCGGAUUUGGGGAUGAGGGUCAGUUUGUCAGGAUGCAGUAAGGUGAUUAGUAAAUAUACCUCAGCUUAGACCUGGGCUGCUGCUCCUUCUAGCAAAGCAGGCUCCAGUGGGGCCCAAGUCACCCCUGAAUAUUUUUCUGGGCCAGGACUGGGUUUCGCCCCUGCCCAGAGUAAGAGCUGGGCAGUAGACAGCCUCAGGCUACCAUGUCAUUCCUAACCAUCCCAGUGCGGAAACACUGAGAAAGAGCACCCUUUCCUGGCUAGCCACUGAUCCUUUGGUAUAGGGUUCCAUCUGAGGGAACACAUAACUGGCUUUAUCUGGUGGAAAUGCACCCUCUGCUUAAGUUCCUCCCCAGUACCGCCACAGCAGGUGGGCAGCUGCCCUACAGAGGGUGCCAGGCAGGGCCCUCCUUUCCCCACCAGGAGCAGAUGGAACCUGCCACCCAGGAGUCUCCGCAGGGGGACACUGAGGCCCCUGCACUGAGGGCUCAGUGGGCAAACACUGUUUAUCCUCCUGCCCAGACAGGCUCUACCCCUUAGGGAGGAGCAGUCUGUGGCUGUUAUUUUUCUUAGAAGGAGCCUGUUCUUUUUUUUUUCUUAUUGAAAGUAUUUCCUUUUUUUGUUUGUUUG
Molecule: messenger RNA, 7642 nt
Organism: Otolemur garnettii (small-eared galago)
Lineage: Eukaryota; Metazoa; Chordata; Mammalia; Primates; Galagidae
Gene: CACNA1E
Product: calcium voltage-gated channel subunit alpha1 E
Exons: 39
Coding region: 1-5703 (1900 amino acids)
Biological process (GO): calcium ion import across plasma membrane; chemical synaptic transmission
Cellular component (GO): voltage-gated calcium channel complex; membrane; neuronal cell body
Molecular function (GO): calcium ion binding; high voltage-gated calcium channel activity
Source: RefSeq, a predicted model, not a curated record